ACUCUGCGUUUUUUUUUCGGAAUAUUGUUCUCCCUGUAAAUUUGGCUGUGUUCAUUGAUAAAAUAGCAAUCAGCUGAUUAAUUUAAUCAUAACAAAAAUAAAAUUUGGAAAAAAGAGACGCCACCGGCAAAAUGGAAAAUGCAACUAAAAUAAUAAGAAAGCGAAAGUCGUGGGCAGAUGAUGGCGAAGUGGCGAUCUUAGAUGUAUGGGCAGAGCGUGUAUCGGACCUCCGCGGCGCAAGGAAAAAUGGACACGUUUAUAAGGAAAUGUCUGCGGAACUCAAUAAAUUAGGGUACAAUUAUAAUGCUAGAGAUAUUCAAGUGAAAUUGGCCAUCUUCACACAGCGGUAUAGAAAGGAGAAAAUGGCAAUGGGGCCGCCAGGUGGGUCACCAUCAACAUGGCCGUUUUAUGGAACAGUACACCAAAUAAUUGGUGGAUUCAAAAUAAAUGUAUUCAAUCAACUGGCAUUUGAAAGUAUCGACGAAAGCGACAAUAUAUCGGCGGUGGGUACGCCACUAGCCCCUAUAGAACUGUCAUCACCAUCACCACUGCCAACACCAUCACCACUACCAUCGUCAUCGCCAUCGCCAUCGCCAAAUAUCUCGGAUCCUGCAAAAAAGGAAAAUAGAUCAGAUAGCAAUAAAAAAGUUAUUGAAAAAUUAGACCAAUUAUCCGAGGAGAUAACCAAAUAUAUGAAAAAAAGUGAAGAAAAUGAACAUGGCAUUAUCACAUUCUCUGCUUUUAAGUGGCCAAAGGCAUUCUCUACAACUCUGCGGCAUUUUGAUAGCUUGUAG
This is a messenger RNA of Zeugodacus cucurbitae (melon fly), 794 nucleotides long. RefSeq lists its product as uncharacterized. Gene Ontology annotation, cellular component: nuclear body. The record is from RefSeq and is a predicted model, not a curated record. The transcript is spliced from 4 exons. NCBI's taxonomy places the organism in Eukaryota, Metazoa, Arthropoda, Insecta, Diptera, Tephritidae. Gene Ontology annotation, biological process: positive regulation of DNA-templated transcription. Bases 132 to 794 code for a protein of 220 amino acids.